Ustilago hordei is the source of this 1962-nucleotide messenger RNA. RefSeq lists its product as uncharacterized. The transcript has a single exon. Bases 1 to 1962 code for a protein of 653 amino acids. NCBI's taxonomy places the organism in Eukaryota, Fungi, Basidiomycota, Ustilaginomycetes, Ustilaginales, Ustilaginaceae. The record is from RefSeq and is a predicted model, not a curated record.
AUGGCUCCAUUCGAGAAGCAAGUGAUCGAAGAUUGCUACAAUGCGGUCGCAUCGUCGCUACCUACGCCUAAUCUUCAAGCCGCCAGCACUGAUCGUGAUCAGCAACGCAAGCCGAUUCCCAAGCAUCGCUGGUUCGUAACCGGUCUCGUAAUCUUGGCAUAUUUUUGGCUCUCCUCGCCCGCUGCCAACGAUGCUUUCAAUGACGUUCGCCGCAGGAUCCACAAACACAAGGGCUGCUCGUCACCAGACUCGUACCUCAAGCCCGAAAACCAGACCGACUUUUCUCAAGCUGCUCGUGGCGAGGUCGUCUGGUUCGACUGUGAUGAUGAGAAGCGCUACCCUGCUCCUCUUAAGUGCGGUCGCAUGAAGGCACCGCUCGACUGGACCAACGCUGACGAGGACAACCGCAACGCUUCGAUCGCCGUCAUCUUCUACCCUGCUGGUGCGGGUAAGACGUCCAAGAAGGAGAUCCUCGGGUCCCUGCUCACCAACCCUGGAGGCCCCGGUGGCUCUGGCUUCGAGUUCAUCGCCCGCAAGAACGCUGCAAAGAACAACGAGCUUCUCGCUGCCAACUUCGACACCAUCUUAGACCACAAGUACAAUAUUGUCUCUUUUGACCCUCGAGGUGUUGGACGCACUUUCCCUCGUAUGGACUGCUGGAACAACACGGAGAAGAGCUACGUGCACCGCAUCGAGUCGGGCUCGUUUGGUGCUCUCUACUCUCAUCCUGGUGCUCUCGACAGCGAGAUCGGCUCGCUACUUUCCAGCACAGACCUUCUGUCUGAGCUCUGCAGCGUUGACCCCUUUGUAUCGAAGCACGGAAAGUUCGUGGGAACCACCGCCACAGCUCGUGACAUGCAGCUUCUCCACCGCUUCUUUGGCGACAAGCGCAUCAACUACUGGGGUUUCAGCUACGGUACCGUGCUCGGCUCUACCUUUGCCGAUAUGUUCCCUGACGACGUUAACCGUCUCACAAUCGACGGCGUUGUCGAUGUCCCCAACUACAUGCAGGGACUGUGGAGCACCAACUUGCUCGACACUGACGCAGGCUUCGACGGCUUCUUUGACGAGUGCAUCAAGGCAGGACCAAAGGCUUGUGCUUUGUCGGAGCAAGCGUCUGACGAUGAAAGUGGCGAGGACCUGAAGAAGAAGUUCUUGCAUCUGCUUGAUGAUCUCAAGUACCAUCCUCUGCCUGUCGUCCAAGCCGACGUGCCUCAGCUGCUCACCUUCAGCAUGGUGCUCGAAACCUUCUUCAUGGCUUUGUACAAGCCUGCAGGCUGGCCCAAGCUCGCCGACAUGCUCAACGAUGUCAUGAACGGCAAUGGAACUGCCUUUGUCAACGCCUACGGAGACUCAACCUACCACGUGCCCCAGAUCCCAGAAUCCGAGGAAGCCAACGCUGCCAUUGCUUGCGGUGACGGCCUUCACGACCCUCGCGAGAAGUCGUGGAGCAUCAACCGCGCCAAGGAGCACAUCCGCACUCUCGAGAAGGACUCGCCUUUGUUUGGCCAGUUCUUUAGCGAGCAAGGUAUCAUAUGUGUUGGUUCGUGGAAGAUCCGUUCCAACGAGCGACACCAGGGCAAGUUUGACAGCAACACUUCGUUCCCCCUUCUCACCCUCGGAAACGAUUUCGACCCUGUCACACCUGGUCGGUUCGCUGAUAUGAUGGCAGACAAGUUCGGCUCUGCCGUGUCGGUGCGACGAGCUGGUUACGGCCACUGCAGUAUGUCUCAGCCGUCCAAGUGCAUCAACCAAAUCGUUCGCGAGUACUAUGUGAACGGCACUGUACCCAAGAAGGGUAUCAAAUGCGACGUUGACGAAUCGCCAUUCCCUCCACCUAAGAACGAGACGGCGAUUCUUGCUUCGCUUUCGCCGGAGGAGGCUCGUGAUGCUGAACUCAACGAGGCUAUGGCUGCUAUCAGCGAAGCUGUCGCGGAGUACAAUGCUCGUCGCUUGAUGUAA